AUGAUUAUCAAUAUACUAUUCUUAUUAACAGGAGUUCUCUCGAAGAAAUUAUAUGGAUUUUAUGAUUUGUCAACAACAAAUGACGUUUAUUAUUUAGCUCAUAUGAGACAAUGUUAUUCAAUGAAUCCAAUAGAAUCACCAGAACAAACCUUUUAUUUAUACGUGAAAGAAAAUGGAAAUAAACUUGAUUCAACAAUUUAUAAAAAUAGUGAUUGUAGUGAAGCAACAAACAAAUACACAUUAACUCGUGAUUUUAGAAGAUUUGAAGAGUAUCCAGAACAAGUUGGUGGUAUUCAAUUAUGUGGAAAAAAUCCAGAAACAAUUCCAGUAUAUUUUAGAAGAGAAAAUGUUUGUAUUUUUGCUGGGGAAAAUGUAUGGUUUUCAGUAAAGAAAUUAACAAAUGGAAUUGGGAUAUCUUUGUCUUAUGAUAGUUGUGAAAAUUUUGUAAGUACAACAACAUUUGAAUGUGAUAAAUGUUCAAAAUGGGAUUAUGAUGGACAAGAUUAUCAAGCAAAAUGUGAAAAUUUUUCUAUAAAAGUUCUUAUAUUACCAGUUAUGAUAUGGCUGUUUAUCUUAUUUUAA
This is a messenger RNA of Entamoeba dispar SAW760, 582 nucleotides long. RefSeq lists its product as uncharacterized. Bases 1 to 582 code for a protein of 193 amino acids. The transcript has a single exon. The record is from RefSeq and is a predicted model, not a curated record. NCBI's taxonomy places the organism in Eukaryota, Evosea, Mastigamoebida, Endamoebidae.